UGCUGGAGAGCGGCAGCAGCGACCACAGCGGCAGAAGGAGCAAUUUAUCCGUGUGCAGCCUCAAACUGGAAAGAAGAUGCUAAUUAAAGUGAAGACGCUGACCGGAAAGGAGAUUGAGAUUGACAUUGAGCCCACAGACAAGGUGGAGCGAAUCAAGGAGCGUGUAGAGGAAAAAGAAGGAAUCCCCCCACAACAGCAGCGGCUUAUCUAUAGUGGCAAACAGAUGAAUGAUGAAAAGACAGCAGCUGAUUACAAGAUCUUAGGUGGUUCAGUCCUCCACCUGGUGUUGGCUCUGAGAGGAGGAGAUGGUCUUAGGCAGUGAUAGCCCCUCACUCCAUUUUACCUCUUACCCUGUCUCUCAUAAUGAGGCAUCAUAUAUCCUUUCACUCUCUGGAACACCAGAGCCACCACCCCCUCCCCUGGAUGCCCAUUGUUGUGUGUCUACUGGUGGGAGACUAUGAGGACCCCAGGAUGCAGUGUUUCUGGCCCAGAGAGCCCUUGCUGGAUGUUGGGUUUUAGUUUGCAGUCCUGUGUGUUUCCCUCUCUUAUGGCUAUGUCCCUGGUUGUCAAUAAAAUAUUUCCUGGCCUCCUGGAA
Molecule: messenger RNA, 595 nt
Organism: Nycticebus coucang (slow loris)
Lineage: Eukaryota; Metazoa; Chordata; Mammalia; Primates; Lorisidae
Gene: NEDD8
Product: NEDD8 ubiquitin like modifier
Exons: 4
Coding region: 77-322 (81 amino acids)
Biological process (GO): regulation of proteolysis; protein neddylation; modification-dependent protein catabolic process
Cellular component (GO): cytoplasm; nucleus
Molecular function (GO): protein tag activity; ubiquitin protein ligase binding
Source: RefSeq, a predicted model, not a curated record